This is a messenger RNA of Cooperia oncophora, 1344 nucleotides long. NCBI's taxonomy places the organism in Eukaryota, Metazoa, Nematoda, Chromadorea, Rhabditida, Trichostrongylidae. The record is from the annotation of a GenBank genome assembly.
AUGACGAAACGAGACCGAUCGGCUUUGAUCGGUCGGAGCACCAUUGAUGAGUGUAAAACAACAGGAAUAGUAUAUUAUAACAAUAACAGUAACAGCAUAAUCCACCAGAAGCUUAGCGAGUCGGAGGAGUUCCAAGAAUUCUUGGGCAAGAUUGAAGAAGAAGAGGCAUGGAUGAACGAGAAACAGCAGAUUCUUGGCUCGGAUAACUAUGGCGAUAAUAUGGCCGGUGUGCAAGGUCUUCUAAAGAAGCACGAUACUUUCGAAGUGGAUCUUCAGCUACACAAACAGCGGGUUGAUGAUCUGAUUCGUCAAGGCAAACAGCUAAUCGAUUCUGGAAAUCAUCAUGGUCCUCGCAUCAAGGACCGCUGUGAUCAGCUUCUUAAGCGCCUGCAUGAUAUCCAAGAUAUGGCCGCUCGUCGUCUGCAGAAACUUCGUGACAACUCUGCUUACUUGCAGUUUAUGUGGAAGUGUGACGUUGUGGAAAGCUGGAUUGCGGAAAAAGAGCAGCAAGUGCGCUCUGAUGACUACGGUCGUGACCUGUCGUCUGUGCAGAUUUUGCUCACAAAGCAAGAGGCCUUCGAUGCUGGCUUAAAUGCAUUUGAACAUGAAGGAAUACAAAGGAUUACGGAACUCAAGGACCAGCUGGUUAGCAGCUCUCAUCAUCAAUCACCAGCCAUCCAGAAGCGCCAUGCUAAUGUCAUCACCCGAUGGCAACAACUUUUGGCUCAUUCGGAGGGACGUCGUCAGAAAUUGCUCAAAAUGCAAGACCAGUACAAGCAAAUCGAGGAACUGUAUUUGGCUUUUGCCAAGAAAGCAUCAACUUUCAACUCAUGGUUCGAAAAUGCUGAAGAGGACUUAACAGAUCCAGUUAGAUGCAAUUCACUGGAAGAGAUUCGUGCCCUUCGUGAGGCACAUGCUGAAUUCCAGCGAUCUUUGAGCUCAGCCGAAGAGGACUUCCGACAACUACAGGCCCUAGAUAGACAAAUUAAGUCUUUCAAUGUCGGACCUAAUCCAUACACAUGGUUCACGAUGGAUGCUCUCGAGGAUACAUGGCGUAACCUGCAAAGAAUAAUCAAGGACCGUGAAGUUGAGCUACAAAAGGAAAAUGCCCGUCAGGAGGAGAACGACCGAUUGCGUCGAGACUUCGCCAAACUUGCCAAUGUCUUCCAUAACUGGUUGACGCAAACCCGGCAGGAAAUGAUGGAAGCGAGCGGGUCCCUUGAAGAACAGCUUGAAGUACUAAAACGAAAAGCUGGUGAAAUUCGAGCGAACAAAAUUCAGUUACGAAAGAUUGAAGAGCAAGGUGCUAUGCUGGAGAGGAAUUUAAUCUUAGAUAAUAGGUAG